Molecule: messenger RNA, 1230 nt
Organism: Chaetura pelagica (chimney swift)
Lineage: Eukaryota; Metazoa; Chordata; Aves; Apodiformes; Apodidae
Gene: LGI3
Product: leucine-rich repeat LGI family, member 3
Exons: 4
Biological process (GO): regulation of exocytosis
Cellular component (GO): synaptic vesicle
Source: RefSeq, a predicted model, not a curated record
AUGGAGCUGCCGAGCGGGAGGAGGAGGAUGCUGAGGGACCAGCUCUGGGUUCUCCUCCUCCUCUUCCUCGCCUUGGCCUGGCUCUGGCUCCCGGUGGGGGCUCGGAGCCCCCCCCGGCCCCCUCCCUGCCCCCCGAGCUGCUCCUGCACCCGGGACACAGCUUUCUGUGUGGACUCCAAGGCCAUCCCCAAGAACCUGCCCCCCGAGGUCAUCUCGCUUGGGGGCCAACGUGUGGGGUAUGGGCAGCGUGGGGAUCUCUGUGGGGAAGACUUCGUGGUGCACCAGGUCCUGCCCUUCCAGUCGGUGUCAGCCGAGCCCUUCACCUACUCCAGCGACCUGUACGUGGCCCUGGCCCAGCCUGGUGCCAGCACCUGUGCCAUCCUCAAGUGGGACUACGUGGAGCGCAGGCUGCGGGACUUCGACCGCAUCCCUGCCCACUCGGCCGUGCACUGCAAGCCCAUCGUGGCCCAGGAGCAGCUCUACGUGGUGGUGGCUCAGCUCUUUGGGGGUUCCUACAUCUACCGCUGGGACACGGCGGUCGACAAGUUCAUCAAGAUCCAGGACAUCGACGGCCAGAAGACCAGGAAACCCAACGACAUCGAGGCCUUCCAGAUCGAAGGGGACUGGUAUUUCGUCAUCGCCGACAGCUCCAAAGCUGGUUCCACCAGCCUCUACCGCCUCGACCAGAACGGGUUCUACUCCCACCAAACCCUCCACGCCUGGCACCGCGACACCGACGUGGAGUACGUGGAGAACGAGCUGAAACCCCGGCUGAUCGUCUCCAGCAGCUCCCAAGCCCCCGUCAUCUACCAGUGGAACCGGGCGCAGAAGCAGUUCGUGCUGCAGGGGGAGGUGGGGGAGAUGCUGGACGUGCAGAUGGUGAAGCACUUCAGGGUGAGGAAGGAGCAGUUCCUCUGCCUCAGCCGCUACAUCGGCGACUCCAAGGUGGUGCGGUGGGAAGGGCAGCGCUUCGUGGAGCUGCAGACCCUGCCUUCCCGGGGCUCCAUGGUGAUGCAGCCCUUCCUGGUGGGUGGCAGGCAGUACCUGGCCUUGGGAAGCGACUUCUCCUUCACCCACGUCUACCUGUGGGAAGAGGAGAAGCAGAAGUUCCUCAAGUUCCAGGAGCUGUCGGUGCAGGCGCCGCGGGCGUUCCGGUACGUGCCCGCCUCGGACGUCCAGCUCCUCCUGGCUCCCAGUUUCAAGGCCAACACCUUGGUCUACAGGCACGGG